Molecule: messenger RNA, 1475 nt
Organism: Ceratotherium simum simum (southern white rhinoceros)
Lineage: Eukaryota; Metazoa; Chordata; Mammalia; Perissodactyla; Rhinocerotidae
Source: RefSeq, a predicted model, not a curated record
UCCAUGCAGCCCCUGAUGAUGGCCCUGUGGCUCCUGCUCCAUCUCUCCUUGCUCAGGCUCAGCACCACCCAGCCCUUAGUCCAGAGGCGUGGCGCUUCAUGGGUUGGUAGGUGGAGGGCGGAAGGUCAUGAGCUUUGGGAUUUGGGCCCCAAGGCACCCAGAUGACCUGGACCUCCAUCCCUUAGCCGGGCCAUCCUUUUUCAACUUCAACUCGCCAGAGGAGGUUCAGGAAGGCAGACAGAUUCCGAACAACGGGAGCACACCCCUGCUUGUGGACGUACAGGUGUUUGUAUCAACCGUGUUUAAUGUGGACAUCUUGCGGUACACAGUGUCUUCCAAGCUGCUGCUUCAGCUGUUCUGGCUCGACACUCGCCUGGCCUGGAACGCAAGUGAGCACCUGCAGCGUGGGGUCACACUGUCCUGGGACUCACUCUGGACACCAGGAUUCACUAUCCAGGAGGCGCUCUGGGUCGACUGGCAGGAGCAAAGCCCGAGGGCCCGAGUGGACCAGGACGGCCAUGUUGAGCUCUACCUGGCCCUCACCACAGAGACCACCUGUGACUUUGACCUCCUCCACUUCCCCAGGGACCAGAGCGACUGCAGCCUCAGCUUCUUUGCUUUUAGCAACACUGUGAAUGAGUUGGAGUUCCGGGCCCACGUGGUGAAUGAGAUUGUGAGUAUCAAGAGGGACUAUGUAGUCCAGGAUCUGAAAAUCCAAGUCCCACCCAAGCAGCUGGUGCCUUGCUUCCAGGUGACGGUGCGCCUGCAGAACACAGCCCUAAAGGCCGUCAUAGCUCUGGUGGUACCUGGGGAGGCGCUGCUGUUGGCUGACAUGUGCAGGGGGCUGCUGCCCCUCCGGGCCACUGAGCGCAUUGCCUACAAAGUGACACUGCUGCUGGGCUACUUUGUCUUCUACUCCUCCCUGGUGCAGACCCUGCCCAGCUCCUCCUCCUGCAACCCACUGCUCAUUUACUACUUCGCUGUCCUGCUGCUGCUGCUCUUCAUCAGCACCAUGGAGACUGUGCUGUUGGCUGCGCUGCUGGCCCGGGACAACCUCAGGGCCAAGAGCAGACCCAGCCCAGCCCCAAGAGAUGAGCAGCGAGAUCAUGGGAACCCAGGGCCUAAUCCUGAAGAAGCCCCCAGAGGAGUAAAGGGGUCAAGAAGGAGCCGGGCUGCAGCGGCUGACGACAUCUUCUUCUUGGUGUAUGUGGCGGCAGUGGUGUGCUGCCACUUCAUCUUUGCUGGAUUCUGGAUGUGGGUGCCAUGCAAGUCUGCCCCACCCCCUGGCGAGUCUGCACCCCAUGGCGGGCAGCCCAGGCUGUAACAGGGCAGGGUCCGGGGCUGCAGGCCUGGGGGAGGGCCAUGACAGGGUCUCUGGCGAGAAGGAGGGGGAAAGUCGACUCUCUGCCCUAAGCCUGGAGGAUCUCAGGCCACCCUGAGCUCUCCCUUCCGUUAGCAUGCAAGCAAAGAGUGUG